CAAGAUGGCGUGUUGCGGGAACUGUUUGGGCUGCAGGCGUUGCAGUGAAGAAGAAAGCCGCACGCCAGAGGAGCUGACAAUUCUUGGAGACAUCCAAGAUGAAGAAGACGAGAUUCUGCCGAGGAAGGACUAUGAGAGCCUGGAUUACGACCGAUGUGUCAGUGAGCCGUACGUGGAGGUUCUGGAGGGAAUGGACAACAAGCAAGCCAAAAAGUACGAAGCUCUACGAUGGAUGAUGGUGUUCUGGAUUGGAGCGUCUGUAGGAUUGGUGGGUUUGUUUGUGGAUUUCUUUGUACGCUUCUUCACCAAACUCAAGUUCUCCCUGGUCAGUUAUUCUGUGGAAGAGUGCAGUGAGAAAGGCUGCCUCCCUCUGUCUCUGCUGGAGCUCCUGGCUUUCAACAUGACCUUCGUGCUCAUUGCCAGCCUGCUGGUCCUCAUCCAGCCUGUAGCUGCUGGUUCGGGGAUUCCAGAGAUCAAAAGUUACUUAAACGGAGUGAAGAUUCCCGGGAUCGUCCGUUUACGAACCUUUUUCUGCAAAGCUGUCGGAGUUGUGUUCAGCGUCGCUGGAGGUCUUUUUGUGGGCAAAGAAGGUCCGAUGAUACACAGUGGAGCCAUCUUGGGAGCCGGCCUUCCUCAGCUCCAAAGCAUCACUUUUAGGAGGAUCAAAUUCAACUUCCCCGUCUUCCGAAGUGACAGGGACAAGCGGGACUUUGUGUCAGCCGGUGCCGCCGCUGGGGUCGCUGCUGCCUUCGGUGCCCCCAUCGGGGGAACCCUCUUCAGCCUGGAGGAGGGUUCCUCUUUCUGGAACCAGGCCCUCACCUGGAAAGUGCUCUUUUGCUCAAUGUCGGCGACAUUCACCCUCAACUUUUUCCGUUCCGGUAUAAACUUUAAUAAGUGGGGCUCCUUCCAGCUUCCUGGCCUGCUCAACUUUGGAGAAUUCAAGUGUCCCGACGGAGAUAAAAAGUGCCACCUGUGGACAGCAGUGGACCUGGCCUUCUUUGUCCUGAUGGGGAUAGUGGGUGGCCUGCUGGGGGCGCUCUUCAACUGCAUGAACAAGAACCUUGCCAAGUACCGCAUGAGACACAUCCACCCCAAGGCCAAGUUCAUUAGGCUGAUAGAGAGUCUGCUGGUUGCCAUGGUGACAUCACUGGUUGUAUUUGCUGCGUCCAUGUUGUUGGGGGAGUGCAGGGACUUGUACUCCCCCAACAGCCACAACACCACACUGCCUGCGGGCGAGGACAUCAACUCAACCAUCCGCCACUUCUUCUGCACCAACAAGACUUAUAACGACAUGGCCACGCUCUUCUUCAACCCACAGGAAGCUGCCAUCCACCAACUGUUUCACCAGGAUGGUACCUUCAGCCCCGUGACUCUGUCAGUCUUCUUCCUGCUCUACUUCCUGUUGGCGUGUUGGACCUACGGUGUGUCCGUUCCCAGCGGCCUCUUUGUCCCUUCACUGCUCUGCGGGGCCGCUUUUGGACGCUUGGUUGCCAACAUCCUUAAAGUGAAGCUGGGCAUGGACAUCUACGCCGGGACCUUCGCCCUCAUCGGAGCGGCUGCGUUCCUGGGAGGAGUGGUCCGGAUGACCAUCAGUCUGACCGUCAUCCUCAUCGAGUCCACCAACGAGAUCACAUACGGACUCCCCAUCAUGAUCACCCUGAUGCAGGUGGCCAAGUGGACAGGAGACGUGUUCAACAAGGGCAUCUAUGACAUCCACAUUGAGCUGAGAGGAGUGCCGCUUCUGGACUGGGAGACUGAGGUGGAGAUGGACAAGUUGACGGCCAGCGACAUCAUGGAACCCAACCUGACCUACGUGUACCCGCACACCCGCGUCCAGUCCCUGGUCAGCAUUCUGCGGACCACCAUUUAUCACGCCUUCCCCGUGGUCACCGAGAAUCGCCAGAACGAGCGGGACUUCAUAAAGGGAAACAUCCUGGUCAGCAACAACAUCCACUUCAAGAAAUCCAGCAUCGUGUCCCGCGCCAGCGAGCAACGCCGUCGCUGCCAGUCCAUGAAGUCGUACCCCUCCAGCGAACUGAGGAACGUGUGCGACGAGCAGGCUGCUGUGGUAGAGCCGGCCGAGGAGGGAGAGGACCUCUUACAGCAGAUGUUGGACAGGAGGCAUAUGCCGUACCCCAACCUGUACCCAGACCAGUCCCCCAGCGAGGAGUGGACCAUGGAGGAGCGCUUCCGACCGCUCACCUUCCACGGCCUCAUCCUGCGCUCUCAGCUGGUCAACCUGCUCAUGAGAGGCGUCUGUUACGCUGAGAACCAGUCGAGUGCCAGCCAGCCCAGGUUGACGUACGCGGAGAUGACAGAAGACUACCCCCGCUACCCCGACAUCCACGACUUGGACCUGACCCAGCUCAGCCCCCGCAUGAUCGUGGACGUGACUCCUUACAUGAACCCGUGUCCUUACACCGUGUCGCCCAGCACCCGCAUCUCGCAGGUCUUCAACCUGUUCAGGACCAUGGGCCUGCGACAUUUACCUGUGGUCAACGCCGUGGGAGAAAUGGUGGGGAUUAUCACCAGACAUAACUUGACCCACGAGUUCCUCCUGGCCAAACUUCGACAACAUUCCAUCACCAUUUAACGGGGUUAGUUUUCUUAAGUUCUUCAACGCUCUUUUCCCGCCAUUCCACUCGCCAAGACGGUCCAGGUACCACGUAGACAUCUGUGAAAAACAAUGUGAGCGUUGGACCUCAAAGCGAACGCUCUUGACGGGUAAAUACCAACACGUGCUAGUUUAGGGAUGGCUACUAAAUUCGGUACUUUUACAGGAGCCAACAAAGCCAGCCUCUCUGAUUGAAAAGUGCUCGAAAGCAAGCCUCCACUUUUCCAUAAUGCGCUAGCUCCAUGCUAAUUUGCAUUAGAUACGCCAUAUACAUGCUACUGAUUAGCAUUAGCAAUUUUACAUGGCGACGUCAACACCUCCGUAUUUGGUAACUCACAGUGUGUAAAAAGUACAAUACCGUAUUUUCCGCACCAUAAGGCGCCCUGGGUUAUAAGCCGCGCCUUCAAUGAACGGCAUAUUUCAAAACUUUGUCCACCUAUAAGCCGCCCCGUGUUGUAAGCCGCAUCUAACUGCGCUAAAGGAAUGUCAAAAAAACAGUCAGAUAGGUCGGUCAAACUUUAAUAAUAUAUUAAAACCAGCGUGAUGUGGGCGCGCAUGGAGUCGUAUAUCAACAUGGACGAAGCUGCGUGAAAAAAGCCACCCGGCCUCUUCGCGUAAACUUAAACUUACCUUAACCACUCGCUCAUCUUUUCUUCAUCCAUCCCUUCGAGUUAGCUUUUAUGAUGACGCCGGCUGGAAAGGUCUCUUUUGGCAAGGUCUUCCUUUUGAAUAUCACCAUGGGUGGAAGUUUCUGGCCAUUAGCAUGGCAAGCUAGAACCACAGUGAAGGAUGACUUCUCAUUCCCUGUGGUGCGAAUAUUCACCGUACGUGCUCCCGUUGUAUCCACAGUGCGGUUCACAGGAAUAUCAGUUGCUGUGAAAUAGUAAUCCGUGUGCGGAUGGAGAGAUUGCGUCUUUUCAUGAACCGGAUCCCUGUCGCUUUGUAGGAGCCAUUUUGUGGUCUUUACAGAUGUAAACACACAAAGGAAAUGAUCAUAUCCGCGCGCUUUUUCUUCUUCUACGCGGGCGGGUGGUUGCUUACAGUAGAAGAAGAAGCGCUUCCUGUUCUAUGGGGGCGGGUGCUUACCUUGGCGGUUGCUUGCGUAGAAGAAGAAGCGCUUCCUGUUCUACCGGGAAAAAAGAUGGCGGCUGUUUACCGAAGUUGCGAGACCGAAACUUUAUGAAAAUGAAUCUUAAUAUUAAUCCAUAUAUAAAGCGCACCGGGUUAUAAGGCGCACUGUCAGCUUUUGAGAAAAUUUGUGGUUUUUAGGUGCGCCUUAUAGUGCGGAAAAUACGGUACUUACAGUAUAAACACUUUUUAGGACGAGACUGGGACAUUUAAGGUCAUGGCAAAGACUACUUCCUGGCUGCAGCAACACACUGAAAUGAGUGCAUCCUUGCAAAUGACACUCAGGGGUGUAAGAAAAUAUUAUGUGUGUAAAUAAAAAGUCAAGUCAACAUGUAUUACAGCAAAGAAAAACACAUUUGGUAGCGUCUGGGCUCAAAUGUGAAAAGUAGCCAUCCUUAGUACCGUUACACAAUUGUUUUUUCAUAUUUGUGUCUUCUCAUUAUCACUGAUUAGUAUACUUUUUGUUUGUGUUUAAUGAUAUUGCUUUGUAUUAUUAAAGGUGUUGAAAUGA
Messenger RNA from Nerophis lumbriciformis (worm pipefish), 4253 nucleotides. RefSeq names its product chloride channel 6 (gene clcn6). Gene Ontology annotation, cellular component: intracellular membrane-bounded organelle; lysosomal membrane. Gene Ontology annotation, biological process: transmembrane transport; chloride transport. Gene Ontology annotation, molecular function: voltage-gated chloride channel activity. The record is from RefSeq and is a predicted model, not a curated record. Lineage: Eukaryota; Metazoa; Chordata; Actinopteri; Syngnathiformes; Syngnathidae.